This is a messenger RNA of Cuscuta campestris, 880 nucleotides long. Lineage: Eukaryota; Viridiplantae; Streptophyta; Magnoliopsida; Solanales; Convolvulaceae. The record is from the annotation of a GenBank genome assembly.
GUCUCUAUUCUCUAUUCCUAGUUGUAUUAGGAGUAUCUUCUAUAUAUACUCUAUCAUGUACCCCAUAAUUCAAAGGAGCAAUAUUAUUAUUCUAAUAUUUAACACUUGGCGCCAGAGAUGGGGUGGGAGGAUGAGUUCUCCAUGUUCCUCAAUAUUUGGUGUGAAGUUUGCAGAAGCCGUCUUCGAAACAGGGUUCAGAUUCCAUGGGAGGGCAUCUUCAUGCCCCAUGAUGGGUCAGGCCGGACACAUGAUGCCGGGAUAUAUUGUGAUUGUGGAAGUGUGGGUUUGUACAAUGGGUUCCGAGAUAAGUUCCAUCAGCACCCAAUCAAGAUCAAUGAUGAGUUCACAAAGAUAUGCACCAUGACGGCCAAGGGUAUGUACCCUACGUCUCAAGGGUGUGUUCAUGGGUUUAAUGCUGGGUGGAAAGCCCUUUGCCCGUUUGGAGACGGCCGAGGCGGCGGCCAUACUUUGCAGGCUGCUGGUGGAACAAUCCAAUUCUACGCCCCCGCCGCCGAGGAGUACCCUUGCCGAUAUGACACUGAUCAGAGUAAAGUGAAACUUUUCUCCCAUGUGACCCAGCUGGGCGAACAUAAAACAAUGGUCACCAUGGAGUCCAGAUGCAGAGCCAUAUAAAUAUAUGCAGCACAAUUUUGGGCGGCGAUUCAUUCAUUCGGUCCUUUUUUUGGUUAACAUCUCUUGCAUAUAUGUUUGAAUUUUAAUUCCCAUGGCAUACAUUUCUACUUUUUAAACCCAAAAUUGAUACGGAAUAGUAUACAAUAAUAUUGUUGAAUCAAAAAAUUGACUCCACUCUUAGUACUUCUCGGUCCGCCACUAUAUUAAAUUCCAUAAAAUAUGUAUGGAUUAAAGGAUAUGUUAGGGG